AUGUCCAGGAACUAUCGGGGUGACAUUGAGAUGUCGGUGAUCGAUUCGUUCAUGCCACUGCUCAUGGAGAAGGAGGACGAGGGCCAGCUAGCCCCAGUGCUGCAGAAAAACGAUGUCAGCUAUGUGUACGUCAAGCAUCUCAACAUUUUUCUUGUGACGAUAUCGAAGAAGAACGCGAAUAUUGCAAUGCUCUUCGCGUUCCUGUACAAAUGCAUCGAAGUGUUUAGCGAAUACUUCAAGAUCGUAUAUAAUUUAGUUGUUAAUUUGUUUAGGUACAUUACACAGGAACGAUAUAUGCUAGAUAUUGCUCCACGCCCUCCGAUGGCGGUCACAAAUGCGGUCUCGUGGCGCUCUGAUGGCUUGAAAUAUCGCAAGAACGAAGUUUUUCUUGAUGUUAUCGAAUCUGUUAAUAUGCUGGUGGGCUUUCAACGCUUGAAUUCUUUUAAAUUCAUCCGGGGACGCGGCAAAGCAGUGGAGUUAGAAGAUGUAAAAUUCCAUCAAUGUGUACGACUCUCUCGAUUUGAAAAUGACCGCACAAUAAGUUUCGUACCGCCUGAUGGCGAAUUUGAACUGAUGAAUUAUCGCCUGACAACAACGGUCAAACCGCUAAUUUGGGUGGAGGCCUGUAUGGAGAAGCAUGCCCAUUCUAGAAUUGAAUAUAUGGUCAAGGCGAAAUCACAGUUCAAACGACAGUCAAUUGCAAACCAUGUGGAAGUUAUAAUUCCCGUUCCGAGCGAUGCGGACUCGCCGAAAUUCAAGACUUCUGUGGGCUCAGUUAAAUAUGUCCCCGAACUGAAUGCGUUUGUUUGGAUGAUCCGAAGUUUUCCUGGAGGCCGCGAAUAUCUUAUGCGAGCACAUUUUAGCUUGCCAUCAAUUGUAGUUGACGAAGCAGAAGGCAAACCACCAAUUUCUGUCAAGUUUGAAAUACCAUAUUUUACAACAAGUGGCCUCCAGGUGCAUUUCUUUAAACAUUUUUUUUUUUUUGAUAGCUGCUUCGAACAGUAG
Molecule: messenger RNA, 1005 nt
Organism: Gongylonema pulchrum
Lineage: Eukaryota; Metazoa; Nematoda; Chromadorea; Rhabditida; Gongylonematidae
Source: the annotation of a GenBank genome assembly